GCAGACUAUAUGUCUGUUUCUUAUUAAAUAAGAAAGAGUCUUUCAAAACGACUAUAUUUUAAAGAAAACCAUUGCUUAUAAUUAUUUUUAAAGAUUAUCUUUUAUAUAGUUAAUUUACGUUUAUUAAUACUUUCUGUUACACAGAUUUUACUAGUUUUAAUAAGUAUUAACUUUAUAUGAACGACCUUAAUAUCGCUUGAUUUUUUUGGGGCGAGUAUUUAUAAACUGUUUUUAAAUGUGGCUGUAAUAAAACUUUAUAAAUAGAUAGCUCUUCUUGCCGGAAAAUAUGCUAAAAUCAAGGAAAAAGAGAACUAUCACUAAUCAAAGUAAUAAUGCCAAUAAAGUUCGCAAAGAAAAUGAUCAUUUAACUUUUAGUAAUAUUUUAAUAUUCAAAAAGUCGGAGAAAUCUUGGGAAGAAAUUAUCAUUGAUGAAAAAUACUCAACAUCCUACGACUACGUUCCCCAAGUUCACAUAACUAAUUUUGUGAUUUAUGAUGAAGAAAAUCAUAUUGUUUCAAUUGAUUCUGGCAUAUUGACUAGAAAUCAUCAACUGAAACUUGACGGCUACGCUAAACCUAUAUAUAAUUUAGAUACUACGCUUACGGGUGGAAACUAUGUAAAGGAAGUUUCUGGAAUUAGUUCAUGGUUCAUAACUGGAUUUACGGAAGAAGAUAAUAUCAGGAUUGGACUUGUGAGAUGUGACGAUGGAGAUGAAAUUUGGCUAUCGGAACCGGCGGAAAUUUAUCAACCCUUCUAUAGACCACUUCUUCAAAAGUCUACAAUAUUUAAGGGCAUAAUAACUUUUGCAACGACGAGAAUAGACGAAGAUCCGUCUUAUGAGGACCUUACAAUCUAUUUGUCUGAACAAACGUUACCUGAUAAUCAAAUCUUCUCCACUGAUUUUCUUGUUUCCAAUGUGAAAUGGAUGUGGGAGCAAAUUGUCAGCUAUGACAGUGCUAGAGAUGAAAAUGAAGAAUCAAUCUUACACAUGAGAUGCCUCAGAUAUAUUAUGAAAUUGACUGGUGUCAAAUUAAACAAAAAAUUAGGAUCGACAACUAGAAUUCGGCGAAAAGAAAAGGAAUUAAGAGAGACUAAACCAAAGAAACCCAUUUUAACCAAAGCAACUGUAACACCACUAGUUAAAUAUAUAUUUGAAGAAGUAUUUCAAGGACAAUUGGCUUCUGGUAAAACGAAUGAUAACGAAGUUGAAGAAAAUGCAGAAGAUGCGGAUGAGGAAGAUUGCGAAGGGGAUGACGAUGUAACCAUUAAAAAUACUGAUAUAAAAAUUUUACAAGAAUUACGUUCAUCAUCAAGAAACUCAUCUUUGUCAUCAACAUCAUCGUCAUUAUUGGUAAAGAAUGAGAAGGAUAAUUCAGUAAGAUGGUUUAACGAUCCAAUAUUUCAAUAUUCUGGCAUAAACUAUUACGAAAGUUGCGAAUACAAUGAUAUGUGGUUGCGAGUUGGCGAUUGUAUUAGAUAUAAGGCUACAGAUAAAAUUUUACUCUUUCGAAUCAUUCAUCUAACUGAGAAUAAAUACAAAUCUCAGAAAUGGCAUGGUCACUUCUUUUUAAAAUCGUGUGAAACUCUUUUAGGAGAAUAUGGUGAACAGCAAGAACUUUUCCUAGUAGAAGAAUGCUUUGAAUCUACCUUUAAAAAUAUUAUAGAAAAGAUUGAGGUUAACUUCCUAGAUUCAGAACAACAAUGGCAAAAUAGAAAAUUUACUACAAAAGUAGAUUCAAAAGUGGAUACAAAAGAUAGGAAUAGCUAUUAUUGUUCUAAAAUGUAUAAUUCGUCUGCAGCAAUGUUUAGUGAUAUACCUGCUAUUUAUAAAGAAAUAGAUAUGUAUAGUUUGGCAGCUUCGCAUAAAAAAUCUUGUAAUUUAAAUCAAAGUAAUAAAGACACUGUUUCAAUCGAGAAAGACGGAAAAGAAAUACUAAGUGUUUCUUUUAAAAAUAUAACUUAUGAAGUUAAUGACUGCGUAUAUAUUGAAAAUGAUGCGUACACGUUUAAAGCCUUUCAACCUGAAAAAAAAGAGAAAGCUCCAGAAGAAGAUAAGACUCUGGAUAGGCCUGAAAGAUAUCGGCACCUUAGAGAUAGGAAUCCAGUGGUUCUAGCACAGCCAGUACUAAUAGGACAUAUCCGAAAGAUAUGUAGAAUUUCUUCAAAGUUAUCAGAUAAAUCGUUUGGAUUUGUAAUUAAUAAACUAUAUAGACCUGAGAAUACAAAUCUUGGCAACAAUUCAAUCUAUAGCGGCUAUCUUCAUAGAUUGUACUACUCGAAUGAAAGUGCACAGGUUACGCUUUCGCAGGUUAAAGGAAAAUGUUUUGUAAUAACUGAAGAAUACGCCGAGAAAUUCUAUCAAGAUUGCGAUGAACCGUUAGGAAGAUAUUUUGAUCAAGGGCCUGAUAGAUUUUAUAUUGCUGCUAUGUACUGCCAUAAAAGAAAUAUAUUUAAAGAUUUGCCAAGCGAUAUAAAAAAACACUUUGAGACUAAAACUAUUCAUGAGCUAAAACCUGUUAAAAAAUUAGUAACUCUCGAUGUUUUUGCUGGUUGCGGUGGACUAUCCGAAGGAUUGCAUCAGUCAGGAAUUAGCGAGGCAAAAUGGGCCAUUGAAUUUAAUACAGAUGCAGCAAACUCUUAUCAAAAAAGAUUUCCAAAUGCAAAGGUGUAUAACUUAGAUUGUAAUCAACUUCUCGAUGAAGCUUUGGAGGCUUAUGAAAAGGGUACAGAUACACCGUAUCCCAAGCCAGGAGAAGUUGAAUUACUUUGUGGAGGACCACCGUGUCAGGGAUUCUCUGGAAUGAAUAGAUUUAAUAAAAGAGACUAUUCAAAAUUUAAGAAUUCUCUUAUAGCGUCAUUUUACUCUUACUGUGACUUUUAUAGGCCAAAGUACAUAAUCAUGGAAAAUGUGAGAACAUUUUUCGUUCACAAAAAGUCCGAAGUAUUUAGGUUAACCGUUACAGCUCUGUUGAAAAUGGGAUAUCAAUGCCGUUUUGGUAUUUUACAAGCUGGUUGCUAUGGAAUUCCACAAAGUAGAAGAAGAGCAUUUAUUAUUGGUGCUGCUCCUGGUCAUAAGUUACCUAACUUUCCUGAACCUACGCAUGCAUUUUCCUUCUCAGGGCUUAAUUUAUCUGCUGGUAAUAUGAAGUUUGGAAUCUGUUUUAAAAAUUUAUACGCUCCUCUUCGCACAAUUACUGUCCGUGAUGCCAUAAUGGAUUUGCCAAAAAUUGAGAAUAAUCAAAGAGACCUUCAUACCGAACUAGAGUAUAAAGGAUUACCUGAUUCGCAUUAUCAAAGAUUGUUGAGAAAAGAUACAGGUGAUACAGUUUUUGAUCAUAUCUGUAAACCCCUCAAUGUGCUUGUAAUUGAAAGGAUUAAACAUGUACCUAAAAGUCCUAAAUCUGACUGGAGAGAUAUUCCAAAUAUAGAGAUCACACUCCAAGAUGGAAGAAUUAUUAAAAAGCUGGUAUAUGAAUAUGAUGAUAUUCAGAAUGGAAGAGGACCUAAUGGAGAGCUCAGAGGCGUUUGUAAAUGUGCAACUGUAAAGGGGAAAAUAGAAGGUCUGAAAUGCCAGGAUUUAAACCAACAGGAUACUCUAAUACCUUGGUGUCUUCCCCAUACUGGAAAUCGGCAUAACGAUUGGACUGGUUUAUAUGGAAGAUUAGACUGGAAUGGACAUUUUAUCACAACUGUGACAAAUCCAGAUCCUAUGGCAAAGCAAGGUCGCGUAGUUCAUCCAAAUCAAGAUAGAGUCGUAAGUGUUCGAGAGAAUGCUAGGUCACAAGGAUUCCCUGAUAGUUUUACUUUUUGCGGAAUAAUACCCGAACGUUAUCGACAAAUUGGAAAUGCAGUUCCUCCUCCCCUCUCCAAAGCUAUAGGUGGUGAAUUUAAGAAAAUCUUAAUGGACCAAAAGUAG
Molecule: messenger RNA, 3916 nt
Organism: Dimorphilus gyrociliatus
Lineage: Eukaryota; Metazoa; Annelida; Polychaeta; Dinophilidae
Source: the annotation of a GenBank genome assembly